AUGUCGAACUAUGCCACCCGCAGGCGCGCGCUGUUGUGGGAGGACAGGGCAUCGGAGAAUGCCCUAUCGGAUCAGCUUGCCACCCUGCAGGAGGACAUCGCCAACCGCCCGCUCCUGCCCAUCGUGAGGCAGCGCGGCGAGCUUGCCACGGCGGCCGCGGCUGCGGUGGCACCGCUCGAUGCUGCUCGCGGAACCUGCGCCAGCGCGGACACCGAGGUGGAUGCGACGCUGGACAACUACAAGGCCGCGCUGUCACGGCUGCUAGUGGAGGCCGACGAGCUGAGGAUGGCGACGACGUGGGCGUUGACGACGGAGAUCCUGACGACGGAGCAAAUGGUGGAGAUGUUGGCGGCAGGCAAGCACUUGUACCUCUCCGUCCACGACUGGUGCCGCCGUAGGAAAGGAGCAGCUGGCGCACUGCAACAGCUUAACGGGCCAAGUGCCGGGACGGCCGACAACACCUCCGCCGCCGUCACCCGGAACCCAUGA
This is a messenger RNA of Miscanthus lutarioriparius, 489 nucleotides long. NCBI's taxonomy places the organism in Eukaryota, Viridiplantae, Streptophyta, Magnoliopsida, Poales, Poaceae. The record is from the annotation of a GenBank genome assembly.